Messenger RNA from Micropterus dolomieu (smallmouth bass), 2554 nucleotides. RefSeq names its product transcription factor 7-like 1-A. Bases 729 to 2495 code for a protein of 588 amino acids. Gene Ontology annotation, biological process: canonical Wnt signaling pathway; regulation of transcription by RNA polymerase II. Gene Ontology annotation, molecular function: RNA polymerase II cis-regulatory region sequence-specific DNA binding; DNA-binding transcription factor activity, RNA polymerase II-specific. The transcript is spliced from 13 exons. The record is from RefSeq and is a predicted model, not a curated record. Gene Ontology annotation, cellular component: catenin-TCF7L2 complex; beta-catenin-TCF complex. Lineage: Eukaryota; Metazoa; Chordata; Actinopteri; Centrarchiformes; Centrarchidae.
CACUCCUCCCCUCCUCCUCCUCCGUGUGUAUUCCGACAGCCCCGCAGUCUUUUCCUUCCACUCCACUUCAGAAGCACCAACCAGUCUGCCUGUUUCCCACGCCUCCACACCGCAGCCCACCAGAAAAACGUCUUGAAUCAGCAAAGCUUGUAAAAUGCGGAAACGGCCACUUUCAAUCGCCGUUAGUUGGAAUUAUGGUCGUUUUAAACUGGAAUAACGAUGGAGGAUUUAAAUCAACAAGGGCCUCAAACGUUACUUUCUCCCUAACUGCACAAGAAGGGGACGUAAACUUUUCAGUCGGACGGCGCUCGGUUUUUAUAAUGUCAGCGGUACUGAUUUGGUUAUGAGUGUUUUAUAUGAUCGCCUUUUUAACCAUUUGGGUCAUAUAUUGCCAAUGCACUGCUUUUUAUGGACUCUUUUCUUGGUGGAAACACGCUCAAGGAGGACUUCCAGACCUCAGGAGUUCGACGCCAGAAACUGACGCGUCAGUGAACGCCUCAGGUAGCUAGCUAAGUUAGCUUUUUGGCUAGUUUUCAAAGAAUCCUUCAAAAAAAAACAAUAAUAACGCGGGUUGCGAUGCGUUUAGCUAACUUUAAAUAUUUUAUAACAGGUUUUCCAGUGUCGUAGGCUGUUUUUUUCCCUUCUUCUUCAAACUGUAAGUUAGCCAUAACUCGGUCUAACUCUUGACCUUUUUAAUGUUAGUUAGCGGUUGCAGCUAACGUCCAAACAUGCCGCAGCUUAAUGGGGGAGACGGAGACGACUUGGGAGCAAAUGAUGAACUGAUUGCUUUUAAAGACGAAGGGGAACAGGAGGAGAAGAGGAAUGCGUCUGCUGAACGGGACCUGGACGAUGUCAAGUCCUCUCUGGUCAACGAGUCCGAGUCCAACAACAGCUCAGACUCAGAGGCAGACAGACGCCCCAAGCCCAAUCCAGAUUUGGAGAGCAGGGCCAGGCAGAGUCAGCUGUUUGAAGAAGUGCUGAGGAGACGGCAGGAUGGAGGUCUCUUCCAGCACUCUCCAUAUGUUGGAUACCCCUUCUUCAUGAUCCCAGACCUCGGGAACCUCUGUAGUCCCUACCUCACCAACGGAGCUCUCACACAAAGUGCCAGGACGUAUCUGCCCUUUCAGUGGCCUCUGCUAGACGUACCAGGAAGAUCAUCUAUCAGAGACUCUGCUACUCCGACACACCUGUCUAACAAUGUGCCGGUGGUGCAGCACCCUCACAUGACCCACCUCCAUCCUCUGCUGUCCUACAGCCCAGAGGCCUUCUCCCCUCAGCGGGCCUCUCCUGGCUUCUCCCCUGACGCAGCUGGUAUGUCGAGGACCCCCCACGCGGCCUGCUACCCCGUCUCUCCCGGAGGCAUGGCUCAGAUCCCGCACCCUCUUGGAUGGCUGCAGGGACAGUCGAUGUAUCCCAUCGCAGGGAGCUUCUCUCCUGCGGCCCUCGCUAUGAACGCUUCCAUGUCGAGCCUAGUGUCGAGCGGCUUCUCUCCUCGUUUGGUGCCGACCCCCCAGUCGUCCAUUCCCCAUCCCGCCAUCGUCCCCACGGGGAUCAAGCAGGAGCCUGGAUGCAGCAGCCAGCCUGGGAAGUCGAUGCCUGAACCCCCGCCAGAGAAAGAAGAUGAUAGGAAGCCUCAUAUCAAGAAGCCGCUGAAUGCUUUCAUGCUGUACAUGAGGGAGGAGAGGCCCCAAGUGGUCGCUCAGUGCAAAGUUAAAGAGAGCGCGACCAUCAACCAAAUACUAGGACAGAGGUGGCAUUCGUUGUCCAAAGAGGAACAGGCCAAAUAUUACGAACUGGCUCGCAAAGAGAGACUCCUCCACUCCAAGCUGUACCCCGGCUGGUCGGCCAGAGACAACUACGGUAAAAAGAAGAAGAGGAAGAGGGCUAAGAGUGAAACUCAGGCUGAAGUUCCGCCUGAAGAGGACUUCCCCCCGCAGCUGAAGAGACCUCGUGUGCCGUCCGAGGAGGCGCCUCACGCUCACGCUCAGCUCACACAGACUGCGCACGCACACCCCCGCUCCCACCUGACACAGCCGCACACCAUCUCCCACCUGACGCACACACACCUGUCCCAGGCCAGCCCCGCCUCCUCCCUGGACUCCCCGGCGACGCCGACCACCGCGCUGGCCUCGCCGGCGGCGCCGGCUCCAACGCACACCGAGCACACACACUCCUCCUACAGCCACAGCGGACACACGUCGCCGUACGCCGAGCAGCUGCAGCCGCUGUCCCUCACCACCAAACCUCACAGGACCGCCCACCCUCUGAGCCGACACGCCGUCACUCCAGGACCCUCCACGCCGUCGUCCUCCUGCGACACGCCCAUCUCCUCACCCCACAUGGCCUCUUCCAGGUGUUCACCCCCUCCUCCUCCUCCUCCUCUGCUCUCUCAGCCCUUCCUCGCCCCGCCUCAUACCUCUGCUCACCAAUCAGCAGCGAGCUCCCACGGUGCCUUAACUCAGCCGUUCUCACUCAGAAGAACCAAUCAGCUGUGAGGGGCCGUUUUUACUUUGUGAAUUCAUGAAAUCAAAUAAAAAAAACAACAAAGAAAUCA